Iphiclides podalirius (scarce swallowtail) is the source of this 564-nucleotide messenger RNA. NCBI's taxonomy places the organism in Eukaryota, Metazoa, Arthropoda, Insecta, Lepidoptera, Papilionidae. The record is from the annotation of a GenBank genome assembly.
AUGUGGCUGAAGUUCCUCCAGGAAUGGAUUGACGAGGGGCCGCCGGCCGUCUUCUGGAUAUCUGGCUUCUACUUCACCCAGUCCUUCCUCACCGGGGUUCUGCAGAACUUCUCCAGGCACAAUCGCAUUCCGAUUGACCACGUGCACUUCGAGUUCACGGUCACCGCGAUGGAGGCGGAGUGCGAGGAGCGGCCCACCUUCGGGGUGUAUUGCAAGGGCCUUUUCCUAGAGGGUGCCAGGUGGAACCGACAAAUUGAACAAUUGGACGAAUCCUACCCAAAAAUUCUGUUUGACACCAUCCCCAUAAUUUGGUUCAAACCAGCACUAAUCGAAGAUUUUAACCCCCCACCAUGUUACUUCUGCCCCAUAUACAAAACCAGCGAGAGGAAAGGCGUGUUGGCAACAACAGAGCCAAAGAAGCCGAUCGGAAAGAUCUUGAUCGUCGAAUACGCGAGCCGCCCUGCGUUUAAUGCGGUCAAACGGAAGAAGCAGGUAAUGGUGGGCUCCCGCCCAGAAAUGAGAGCAGUGCUCCACGUGCGAACGAAUUUGCGCCUUAUAAAGGCU